Molecule: messenger RNA, 808 nt
Organism: Dendroctonus ponderosae (mountain pine beetle)
Lineage: Eukaryota; Metazoa; Arthropoda; Insecta; Coleoptera; Curculionidae
Source: RefSeq, a predicted model, not a curated record
AGGCGACCAGGUGAAUAUCCGGACCCAUACCCAAGAAGCCUUCGCACCUAUGUGGAAAGGCCCCGGCGAAAUCGUGGCGGUCAAUGGUGACAGCACCUACGACGUGCUAAUCGACGGAAAACCAUUUAACCGACACCUCCAUGAUCUGAGGCCAGCCCCAUCGGGCAAUAAUGUCGACCUAGAGCAGGAGGACUUUGAUUUUGCUUCAGAUUCCGAGAGUGAUCUACAGGACGAAUUUCCGGACGAUUUGGCGCGCAUCGCGUCGUCAGGUGCCAGCCCACCGUCGCCAGAGGCUGACCCUACGCUGGACGAGCUCCCCAUAACCACGCCCGAGCCACGGGCGGCAAGCCCCGAUCCCCCACAAACGACGCCUACAGAGGCUGGAGCCGCCAAGUGGACCGGACUGAAGGCAGACGAACUGGAGGAGAACAUCACCCAGGGCAUGAUGCGGAUUGACGCGAUCCCCAAUCCCGAGGGAAACGCUGAAAUCCGUCAGGCAAAAAAGGCGGCCAUUGCCUACAUGGGUAAAAUGGAAGCAAAUUUUACCCGUGCCUCCGCCUCUUUUGAAGCGCGUUCACCAUCCGCCGACUAAGAAGUACCCUCUCAACAUCAUCCCAGUCACAUUUGGACCGCGGACCUCCACCAACUCGGCACUACACCGUCCACGACUACGCCCCGUCGGUGAGAUGACUUCUCGCUCCCAAUCAAGACAAACAGGUCGAAGUCCGAGACCUAUUUCUCCAGACUGGGACCUCGCCUAUGUGGGGGGGUGACGUGCCGAGGGGAAAAAUCGCAGAUUUUUUAUUUA